GAUUUAACUGCGGGCUAUUUACAUUACAAGAUUUCUCUCCGGAGAGAUUGGUUGGCUCCUCUAUAAAUAUUGGGAGCGAGACCCGGUGAGAGACAGUGCAGCUUGAAACUUCGGAGGACUUUCUCUCUCCUGCAGCUAAUGACAAAGCAGCCCAUGGCGGUAAUGAGAAGGUGCCUAUGGUGGAUGUUGGCUGUGAGCGCCUGUCUAAUACUGACGGUCCGAGCAGAGUGCGGUAAAGACUGUGCUUACUGCGCCUACCAGCUGCGGGAUCGCCGCCCAGAACUCAACACCGUCACAUGUACACUUGAAUGUGAAGGCAAAGUUUCCACCACAAAGUCCUGGGAAGCAUGUAAAGAUAUCUUACAAGGAAGUAAACCUGACAUUUUUACAGAUGAUGGACGUGCCUCUUCUGAAAGCAUCACAAAUGAGAGUGAGGAGCACCAGCUGGCAAAGAAGUAUGGGGGCUUCAUGAAACGCUAUGGAGGCUUCAUGAAGAAAACUGCAGAACUUUACAAUGUAGAGCCAGAUGAGGAAAAUGAGGGGACAGAAAUUAUAGCAAAGAGAUAUGGUGGCUUUAUGAAGAAAGAUACGGAAAACAGCCCACCGGUUGAUACAGAAAGCAUUUUAAAGGAACUUUUAAUGCAUGGAGCAGAAUCUGACAUGGAAAGCAAUGGUGAUCAUGAUGGUGAGAUCCUGAAACGGUAUGGUGGGUUCAUGAGAAGCAUCAAGAGAAGUCUAGACCUUGAAGAUGGAAUUAAAGACCUCCAGAAACGAUAUGGUGGCUUCAUGAGAAGAGUGGGCAGACCAGACUGGAAAGAGAACCAAAAAAGAUAUGGUGGUUUUUUCAAGCGUCCGAAAGCAGAAACAAGUGAGUCUAACUCUGAAGAGCUUGCAGAUGUGGAAAAAAGAUACGGAGGAUUUAUGGGUUAUUAGGAUCCGAAUGAAAAGACUUUCUCCAAUACCAUACAUUAUUGUUUAACUGUCUUGCUUGCAUUGUACAGUUUUUUUAAGGUAAAGAAACUUUCAUAAAGUCUAUCCCUUUUAGUUUUUUUUCCCAACUAGAUAUGCAUUAUUUCAUAUGAUGUGUAUCUUGGAGGUAUCUUUGGCUAAUCUUUGUUUUACUGCUGCACCCCUUCUACAUACAAAGCCACUGCAAUGUACCAUGGUGAACCCGUGACACCCCUAAAAAGGACACGAUGCACAUGACAUUGUCAGAUAUUGUUAUGUGGGAUGUGUUCUGCCUCAUCUGUAAACUGGACCACCUUCCAGCUAUUUUGUUAAAUAAUGAAAUAUCUUUAUCAAGAAUGGGGAUGCACUGUGUUAUGGAAAAGAAAUUUUGUUUACAUUCAGUGUGUAUUUUGUCCUUAAGGCUUAAAGCUGUAUUUUGUUAUAUGCUCUCUAUUUUUUCAUUUGAAUUUAAGGUGUAUCUCCUACUGCUUAGUUGUAUAGAAUCAAAUAAAUUCAUUUUAACUGCAGGA
Polypterus senegalus (gray bichir) is the source of this 1478-nucleotide messenger RNA. RefSeq names its product proenkephalin b (gene penkb). Gene Ontology annotation, molecular function: opioid receptor binding. The record is from RefSeq and is a predicted model, not a curated record. The transcript has 3 exons. Gene Ontology annotation, cellular component: plasma membrane; axon terminus; neuronal cell body. Bases 139 to 933 code for a protein of 264 amino acids. Gene Ontology annotation, biological process: sensory perception; neuropeptide signaling pathway; chemical synaptic transmission. Lineage: Eukaryota; Metazoa; Chordata; Cladistia; Polypteriformes; Polypteridae.